CAAUAAUUUAGACAUGGAAGAUUGUGGAACUGUGUUUGUGUAAAAGUCAAGAUUCUAAAAUAAAAAAAAAAUAAAUUUAAAGAGAAUAAGCUAUGCUUUUGAAAUUAACAUUAUUAUCUCAGAAAGAGCGUGUUAUUUAGCCUUCUUUUGCACUGCAAAUCAGUUUCUUACUGCAUAUUUCUUCAUUAUUGUUUGUAUUCCUUGAAGUUGAAGCAGUAUGGCAGAUGAGGUCGUUUUGCUAGAUUUCUGGGCGAGUCCUUUUGGGAUGAGGGUGAGGGUUGCACUUGCUGAAAAGGGUAUUAUAAACUAUGAGCGCAAAGAAGAGGAUCUGAAGAACAAGAGUCCUUUACUCCUAAGAAUGAACCCGGUUCACAAGAAAAUUCCGGUUCUUAUCCACAACGGCAAACCCAUUUCUGAAUCUCUCAUUAUUCUUCAAUACAUUGAAGAUGUUUGGAAUCACACAAAUCCCUUGCUGCCUUCUCACCCUUACCAGAGAGCACAGGCAAGAUUUUGGGCUCAUUAUGUUGACACCAAGAUAGUUAAUAUCUUAGAGAAGAUUUCGAAAGGAAAAGGAGAAGAAAGAGAAGUUGCAAAGAAAGAGUUGAUAGAAGCCCUUAAAUUAUUGGAGGAAGAACUGGGAGAUAAAACUUAUUUUGGAGGAGAAAAUAUUGGUUUUGUGGACAUAGCACUUGUCCCAUUCUACCCUUGGAUAAAAUCCUUUGCAAAUUUUGUCACCCUUAACAUAGAUGGUGAGUGUCCUAAGUUGAUUGCUUGGGGCAAGAGGUGCCUUCAAAAAGAAAGUGUUGCUAUGUCUCUUCCUGGUGAGCAGGUGAUCAAUGAGUUCACAAAAAAGAUCUUCAGCAUUGAGUAGGUUCAAGCUUAAAAGAUAAAUUCAAAGUGUUGCUUAUUUUUUAGCUUUCUAUUAAGUAAUAUGUUUGUAAUAAAUACCAGUGAAAAAAUCGCUUCUUUUUAUUAUUGAUAAAAAUAUAAGUAAUCUGAUAUCAUAAUUUUGAAUA
Messenger RNA from Vigna radiata var. radiata (mung bean), 1016 nucleotides. Its product is annotated as glutathione S-transferase U19. Lineage: Eukaryota; Viridiplantae; Streptophyta; Magnoliopsida; Fabales; Fabaceae. The transcript is spliced from 2 exons. Bases 218 to 871 code for a protein of 217 amino acids. Gene Ontology annotation, molecular function: glutathione transferase activity. Gene Ontology annotation, cellular component: cytoplasm. Gene Ontology annotation, biological process: glutathione metabolic process. The record is from RefSeq and is a predicted model, not a curated record.